AUGGACAAAUUUCGCUCGGGUCGCAAAUGGCUCAAAGGCAAGUUGCGAGGACGCCUCCAAAGAACUCCCAAGGAGAGAAAAAUCAUCAUUGGACAUCCAACUGAUUUCCGUCGCGAGAAUAUCACUUUGGGGACAGACGUUGACGGAAACACAACCCUCGUGGAAAAGGCUCGAGAAGAUGCCCAAGCGACGUACAUUGCUUCGAAAACACAGCCUCCCGGGAACACUGCU
Molecule: messenger RNA, 231 nt
Organism: Cladophialophora psammophila CBS 110553
Lineage: Eukaryota; Fungi; Ascomycota; Eurotiomycetes; Chaetothyriales; Herpotrichiellaceae
Exons: 3
Source: RefSeq, a predicted model, not a curated record